This is a messenger RNA of Caenorhabditis sp. 36 PRJEB53466, 370 nucleotides long. Lineage: Eukaryota; Metazoa; Nematoda; Chromadorea; Rhabditida; Rhabditidae. The record is from the annotation of a GenBank genome assembly.
AUGCCCUCCUCGUCCGACUCGGAACCAUCGGCGGGCACGGUCGUCGGCGAAUCGAUUCCGACGCCGAUGAUCGCGGGACUCGUGGCCGGCCUCAUCUUCUCGAUCCUCGUCAUGAUUUGCCACAUUUCGAUUACGAAAUGCCUGCUGACCGCCCGUCUCAAACACUUGCCACGUGCGCGCAAAGUCAAAGUGAAAAAGGCCAAAAAGGGCAAAAAGGGCGGAAAAAAGGGCAAGAAGGGAAAGAAAGGUGAGGCGCGAAUGGAUGGACAAAAUCGGAAAAGCGAGCGCGUUUAUUUCAGAUGAAACUUCUGCAAGUACUGGAACGUCUGGCGCAACUGGCGGCACUUCUGGAUCCACGAUUGCAAUGUAA